Suricata suricatta (meerkat) is the source of this 13818-nucleotide messenger RNA. RefSeq names its product calcium voltage-gated channel subunit alpha1 C (gene CACNA1C). Gene Ontology annotation, biological process: calcium ion import across plasma membrane. The record is from RefSeq and is a predicted model, not a curated record. Gene Ontology annotation, cellular component: voltage-gated calcium channel complex; membrane. Bases 241 to 6813 code for a protein of 2190 amino acids. Lineage: Eukaryota; Metazoa; Chordata; Mammalia; Carnivora; Herpestidae. Gene Ontology annotation, molecular function: high voltage-gated calcium channel activity. The transcript has 48 exons.
AAAAAACUAGGUUAAAAAGAACUAAAAAAGAAGGCGUGGUUUCUUGAAUUCCAAAACUUAAAAAGUAAUCACUGGGACCUAAAUUUGCAGCGAGGUGAUACAGCAGUGCAAACUUGUAGAACACUGAAAUGUCACCUUGGGAAUGACUUCUGGGCUUUAAAAAAUUACAAGGAGAAAAGCUCACGAGGAGGAGAUUUGUUUUAAAAAAUUGACCUAUUAGUCCACAUCUGGACGUCCACCAUGCUUCGAGCCUUUGUUCAGCCCGCUGCGCCUGCAUACCAGCCGCUUCCCCGGCAGCCUUCGGCCGAGUCAGAGGUGAAGUUUAAGGGCACUUUGGUGCAUGAAGCUCAACUCAACUGUUUCUAUAUCCCUCCUGGAGGUUCCAACUAUGGGAGCCCUCGCCCCGCUCACGCCAACAUGAAUGCCAAUGCGGCUGCAGGGCUCGCCCCCGAGCACAUCCCGACGCCAGGGGCGGCCUUGUCCUGGCAGGCGGCCAUCGACGCAGCCCGGCAGGCCAAGCUGAUGGGCAGUGCUGGCAAUGCAACCAUUUCCACUGUCAGCUCCACACAGCGGAAGCGGCAGCAGUAUGGGAAACCCAAGAAGCAGGGCAGCACGACUGCCACACGCCCGCCCCGCGCCCUCCUCUGCCUGACUCUGAAGAACCCCAUCAGGAGGGCGUGCAUCAGCAUUGUCGAAUGGAAACCAUUUGAAAUAAUUAUUUUACUGACUAUUUUUGCCAAUUGUGUGGCCUUAGCGAUCUAUAUUCCCUUUCCAGAAGAUGACUCCAAUGCCACCAAUUCCAACCUGGAACGAGUGGAAUAUCUCUUUCUCAUAAUUUUUACUGUGGAAGCAUUUUUAAAAGUAAUAGCCUAUGGACUUCUCUUUCAUCCCAACGCUUACCUCCGCAAUGGCUGGAAUUUACUAGAUUUUAUAAUUGUGGUUGUAGGGCUUUUUAGUGCAAUUUUAGAACAAGCCACCAAAGCCGAUGGGGCAAAUGCUCUAGGAGGGAAAGGAGCUGGAUUUGAUGUGAAGGCACUGAGGGCAUUCCGUGUGCUGCGCCCCUUGCGGCUGGUGUCUGGAGUCCCAAGUCUCCAAGUGGUUCUGAAUUCCAUUAUCAAGGCUAUGGUCCCCCUGCUGCAUAUUGCCCUGUUAGUGCUGUUUGUCAUCAUCAUCUAUGCUAUCAUUGGCCUGGAGCUCUUCAUGGGGAAGAUGCACAAGACCUGCUACAACCAGGAGGGCAUAGCAGAUGUUCCAGCAGAAGAUGAUCCUUCCCCUUGUGCUCUGGAGACCGGCCAUGGGCGGCAGUGCCAGAAUGGCACUGUGUGCAAGCCUGGCUGGGAUGGGCCCAAGCACGGCAUCACCAACUUUGACAAUUUUGCCUUCGCCAUGUUGACAGUGUUCCAGUGCAUCACGAUGGAGGGCUGGACAGAUGUGCUAUACUGGGUCAAUGAUGCCGUAGGAAGGGACUGGCCCUGGAUCUAUUUUGUUACACUAAUCAUCAUAGGGUCAUUUUUUGUACUUAACUUGGUUCUCGGUGUUCUUAGCGGAGAGUUUUCCAAAGAGAGAGAGAAGGCCAAGGCUCGGGGAGAUUUCCAGAAGCUGCGAGAGAAGCAGCAGCUGGAAGAAGACCUGAAGGGCUACCUGGACUGGAUCACCCAGGCAGAGGACAUCGACCCUGAGAACGAGGAUGAAGGCAUGGAUGAGGAGAAGCCCCGAAACAUGAGCAUGCCCACAAGUGAGACCGAGUCUGUCAACACCGAAAACGUGGCUGGAGGUGACAUUGAAGGAGAGAACUGCGGGGCCAGGCUGGCCCAUCGGAUUUCCAAAUCAAAGUUCAGCCGCUACUGGCGCCGGUGGAAUCGGUUCUGCAGAAGAAAGUGUCGUGCUGCAGUCAAGUCUAAUGUCUUCUACUGGCUUGUGAUCUUCCUGGUGUUCCUCAACACACUCACCAUUGCCUCAGAACAUUACAACCAGCCCCACUGGCUCACAGAGGUCCAAGAUACGGCCAACAAGGCACUACUGGCCCUUUUCACUGCAGAGAUGCUGCUAAAGAUGUACAGCCUGGGCCUACAGGCCUACUUUGUGUCCCUAUUCAACCGCUUUGACUGCUUCAUCGUGUGUGGGGGCAUCCUGGAGACCAUCCUGGUGGAGACCAAGAUCAUGUCUCCCUUGGGCAUCUCUGUGCUGAGAUGUGUCCGGCUACUGAGGAUAUUUAAAAUCACAAGGUACUGGAACUCCUUAAGCAACCUGGUGGCAUCCUUGCUGAAUUCCGUGCGCUCCAUCGCCUCCCUGCUGCUACUCCUCUUCCUCUUCAUCAUCAUCUUCUCCCUCCUGGGGAUGCAGCUCUUUGGAGGAAAGUUCAACUUUGAUGAGAUGCAGACUCGGAGGAGCACAUUUGAUAACUUUCCUCAGUCCCUCCUCACUGUGUUUCAGAUCCUGACCGGGGAGGACUGGAAUUCGGUGAUGUAUGAUGGGAUCAUGGCUUAUGGCGGCCCCUCUUUUCCAGGGAUGUUAGUCUGUAUUUACUUCAUCAUCCUCUUCAUCUGUGGAAACUAUAUCCUACUGAAUGUGUUCUUGGCCAUUGCUGUGGAUAACCUGGCUGAUGCUGAGAGCCUCACAUCUGCCCAAAAGGAGGAGGAAGAAGAGAAGGAGAGAAAGAAGCUGGCCAGGACUGCCAGCCCAGAGAAGAAACCAGAGAUAGUGGAAAAACCAGCUGUGGAGGAGACCAAGGAGGAGAAAAUUGAGCUGAAAUCCAUUACAGCUGAUGGAGAGUCCCCACCCACCACCAAGAUCAACAUGGAUGACCUCCAGCCCAAUGAAAAUGAGGAUAAGAGUCCCUACCCCAACCCAGAAAAUACAGGAGAAGAUGAGGAGGAGGAGCCUGAGAUGCCUGUGGGCCCCCGCCCUCGACCACUCUCUGAGUUGCACCUUAAGGAAAAAGCAGUGCCCAUGCCAGAAGCCAGUGCGUUUUUCAUCUUCAGCCCCAACAACAGGUUUCGCCUCCAGUGCCACCGCAUUGUCAAUGACACGAUCUUCACCAACCUGAUCCUCUUCUUCAUUCUGCUCAGCAGCAUUUCCCUGGCAGCUGAGGACCCUGUCCAGCACACCUCCUUCAGGAACCAUAUUCUAUUUUAUUUUGACAUUGUUUUCACUACCAUUUUCACCAUUGAAAUUGCUCUGAAGAUCCUAGGCAAUGCAGACUAUGUCUUCACUAGUAUCUUUACAUUAGAAAUUAUCCUUAAGAUGACUGCUUAUGGGGCUUUCUUACACAAGGGCUCUUUCUGCCGGAACUACUUCAAUAUCUUGGACCUGCUGGUGGUCAGCGUGUCCCUCAUCUCCUUUGGCAUCCAGUCCAGUGCAAUCAAUGUGGUGAAGAUCUUGAGAGUUCUGCGAGUCCUCAGGCCCCUGAGGGCCAUCAACAGGGCCAAGGGGCUAAAGCACGUGGUCCAGUGUGUGUUUGUCGCCAUCCGGACCAUAGGGAACAUCGUGAUUGUCACCACGCUGCUCCAGUUCAUGUUCGCCUGCAUCGGGGUCCAGCUUUUCAAGGGAAAGCUCUACACCUGUUCAGAUAGUUCCAAACAGACCGAGGCGGAAUGCAAGGGUAACUACAUCACAUACAAGGAUGGGGAAGUCGACCACCCCAUCAUCCAAACCCGCAACUGGGAGAACAGCAAGUUUGACUUUGACAAUGUUCUAGCGGCCAUGAUGGCCCUCUUUACUGUCUCCACCUUUGAGGGGUGGCCAGAGCUGCUGUACCGCUCCAUCGACUCCCACACAGAAGACAAGGGCCCCAUCUACAACUACCGUGUGGAGAUCUCUAUCUUUUUCAUCAUCUACAUCAUCAUCAUUGCCUUCUUCAUGAUGAACAUCUUCGUGGGUUUCGUCAUCGUUACCUUCCAGGAGCAGGGGGAGCAGGAAUACAAGAACUGUGAGCUGGACAAGAACCAGCGACAGUGUGUGGAAUAUGCCCUCAAGGCCCGGCCCCUACGGAGGUACAUCCCCAAGAACCAACACCAGUACAAAGUGUGGUAUGUGGUCAACUCCACCUACUUUGAAUACCUGAUGUUCGUCCUCAUCCUGCUCAACACCAUCUGCUUGGCCAUGCAGCACUAUGGUCAGAGCUGCCUAUUCAAAAUCGCCAUGAACAUCCUCAACAUGCUCUUCACCGGCCUCUUCACUGUGGAGAUGAUUCUGAAGCUCAUUGCCUUCAAACCCAAGCACUAUUUCUGUGAUGCAUGGAAUACAUUUGACGCCUUGAUUGUUGUGGGUAGCAUUGUUGAUAUAGCAAUCACCGAGGUAAACCCAGCUGAACAUACCCAAUGCUCUCCCUUUAUGAAUGCAGAGGAGAACUCCCGAAUCUCUAUCACCUUCUUCCGCCUCUUCCGGGUCAUGCGCCUGGUCAAGCUGCUGAGCCGUGGGGAGGGCAUCCGGACCCUGCUGUGGACCUUCAUCAAGUCCUUCCAGGCCUUGCCCUACGUGGCCCUUCUGAUAGUGAUGCUGUUCUUCAUCUACGCAGUGAUCGGGAUGCAGGUGUUUGGGAAAAUUGCACUGAAUGACACCACAGAGAUCAACCGGAACAACAACUUCCAGACUUUCCCCCAAGCUGUGCUGCUUCUCUUCAGGUGUGCCACAGGGGAGGCAUGGCAGGACAUCAUGCUGGCCUGCAUGCCAGGGAAGAAGUGUGCCCCCGAGUCAGAGCCUAGCAACAGCACGGAAGGGGAAACGCCUUGUGGCAGCAGCUUUGCCGUCUUUUACUUCAUCAGCUUCUACAUGCUCUGUGCCUUUCUGAUCAUCAACCUCUUUGUAGCUGUCAUCAUGGACAACUUUGAUUACCUGACAAGGGACUGGUCAAUCCUUGGUCCCCAUCAUCUGGAUGAAUUUAAAAGAAUCUGGGCAGAGUAUGAUCCUGAAGCCAAGGGUCGUAUCAAACACCUAGAUGUGGUGACCCUGCUCCGGCGGAUUCAGCCCCCACUGGGUUUUGGGAAGCUGUGCCCUCACCGUGUGGCUUGCAAACGCCUGGUCUCCAUGAACAUGCCUCUUAACAGUGAUGGGACGGUCAUGUUCAAUGCCACCCUGUUUGCCCUGGUCCGGACAGCCCUGCGGAUCAAAACAGAAGGGAACCUAGAACAAGCCAAUGAGGAGCUGAGGGCCAUAAUCAAGAAGAUCUGGAAGCGGACCAGCAUGAAACUGCUAGAUCAAGUGGUGCCCCCUGCAGGUGAUGAUGAGGUCACUGUUGGCAAGUUUUACGCGACUUUCCUGAUCCAAGAGUACUUCCGGAAAUUCAAGAAGCGCAAAGAGCAGGGCCUUGUGGGCAAGCCUUCCCAGAGGAACGCCCUCUCCCUGCAGGCUGGCUUGCGCACGCUGCAUGACAUUGGGCCUGAGAUCCGACGGGCCAUCUCUGGAGAUCUGACAGCCGAGGAGGAGCUGGACAAGGCCAUGAAGGAGGCUGUAUCUGCUGCCUCCGAAGAUGACAUCUUCAGGAGGGCCGGUGGCCUGUUCGGCAACCACGUCAGCUACUACCAAAGCGACGGCCGGAGCGCCUUCCCCCAGACCUUCACCACCCAGCGCCCACUGCACAUCAACAAGGCGGGUAACAGCCAAGGCGACACCGAGUCGCCAUCCCACGAGAAACUGGUGGACUCCACCUUCACCCCCAGCAGCUACUCGUCCACUGGCUCCAACGCCAACAUCAACAAUGCCAACAACACUGCCCUGGGCCGCUUCCCCCGCCCCGCUGGUUACCCCAGCGUGGUCAGCACCGUGGAGGGCCAUGGGCCCCCCUUGUCUCCUGCUGUCCGGGUGCAGGAGGCAGCAUGGAAGCUCAGCUCCAAGAGGUGCCACUCCCGGGAGAGCCAGAUAGCCAUGGUGUGUCAGGAGGAGGUCGCUCAGGCCGAGACCUAUGACGUGAAGAUGAGUGAAGACGCCGAGUACUGCAGCGAGCCCAGCCUGAUCUCCACAGAGAUGCUCUCCUAUCAGGAUGAUGAAAAUCGGCAGUUAACACCACCCGAGGAGGACAAGAGGGACAUCCGGCAAUCUCCAAAGAGGGGCUUCCUCCGCUCAGCCUCACUAGGUAGAAGGGCCUCCUUCCACCUGGAAUGUCUGAAGCGACAGAAGAAUCAAGGGGGAGACAUCUCUCAGAAGACAGUCCUGCCCUUGCAUCUGGUUCAUCAUCAGGCAUUGGCGGUGGCAGGCCUGAGCCCCCUCCUCCAGAGAAGCCAUUCCCCCAGCACAUCCCCCAGGCCCUGUGCCACCCCACCAGCCACACUGGGCAGCCAAGGCUGGCCCCCACAGCCUAUCCCCACCCUGCGGCUGGAGGGGGCCGAGUCCAGCGAGAAACUCAACAGCAGCUUCCCGUCCAUCCACUGCAGUUCCUGGUCCGGGGAGCCCACACCCUGCAGUGGGGGCAGCAGCACCAUCCGGAGAGCCCGGCCGGUGUCCCUCACUGUGCCUGGCCAGGCUGGGGGCCGGGGCAGGCAAUUCCACGGCAGCGCCAGCAGCCUGGUAGAAGCGGUCUUGAUUUCAGAAGGACUGGGGCAGUUUGCUCAAGAUCCCAAGUUUAUCGAGGUCACAACCCAGGAGCUGGCUGACGCCUGUGACAUGACCAUAGAGGAGAUGGAGAACGCCGCAGACAACAUCCUCAGUGGGGGCGCUCAGCAGAGCCCCAACGGCACCCUACUACCUUUCGUUAACUGCAGGGACCCAGGGCAGGACAGAGCAGGGGGCCAAGAGGGCGAGACCUGCGCGCCCACCCUGGCGUGUCGGAAGAGCGAGGAGGAGCUCCAGGACAGCAGAGCCCACGUCGGCAGCCUGUAGUAGCUAGGGCUGGGGAGACGCUGGGUUUUUUAUUUGUUUCAAUGUUCCUAAUGGGUUCGUUUCAGAAGUGCCUCACUGUUCUCGUGACCUGGAGUUAACCGGAACAGCGUCUUCAUUCAUUUCGUUGGGACAAGACGCAGAGUUGGGUGGUGGUGGAGAGUCAGUUUUUCGGGGGGCAUGGAAGGCAGCAACCCCAGUUUGUGUUGUGUGCACAGAGGCAGAGUGGUGAGGAGGAGUGGAAGAAUCAGGGAGGGAGAGCAAGAGAAGAGACGCCUGCCCUCGCCUCCGGGCAUGAAAGAGAACCUCAGCUUCCUGCGGUAGCCCUCACCAAAAGGACCCUAUGUCAAACGGGUGUCUUUCAACUUUGCUUGUUUAAAAAAAAAAAUCUUUUUGCACAUAGUCUGUACGAGCCUCACUGUCUCCAUCGAGCCAGGGCCCUGUGGAUUUGUAGAAGGAAGCAGGGGUAGGACUUCAGCGAGGACCCAGCCCCAUCCCAGCAGAGAGGGAGGAAGAAGAGCCAGAGGCCACAGGAGCACAGGAACCGGCAGCGGAGGGCUGGGGGCGUGGCCUCCCGGCCUAUGCCCCGGCCACGCCCACCGGCCUGCGUCGGGAUCCCCCUGCCUGCGCUGGGCGCCCGGCUGCAGAACCGCGGCUGGGCCUGCGUGGGGGGAAGGGCAGCCAGCUAGCUCUUGACGCGAGGAGGUGGUGCUGGGCUUCUGUUGAGCGAUCUUUUGUUCUGUGGUUUGACAUUUUUCUUGAUAGCAUGUUGCAGUGUUCGGUUUUUUUGGGUUUUGUUUUAUUUUCAUCUUGUUUUCCCUGAGGGAGGGGAGGAAGAAGUGUUUACAAAGCCUUGUAGCCACCCACCUUACUGUUUUCACUUUUGCAAAUGUAAACCAGGUUUGGUUUUACUGUAUUUAAAACGAUUGUGGUUUUCUUUUUCUACGGUGGGUUCAGUGGAGCCGCUGUAGGCGAGUUUUACCAGCCAUUGUGUAUGCGCAGUAAUUUGUUAUAAUUUCCGUAGGUAGUAACAACAAUUUUUGGAGUUUGGUUUUAUAAUUUAAAGGUAAUGCACUUGAUGUGGUCUUGCACAUAUGGGUGAUUGAGUUGGGUUCUUUUUAAUGCUGGGUGUAUCCGUGGGUGCCAGAGAGAGGAAGCACGGAUGGGAGUCUCUGUGAGUGUGUGUGCUACGUGUGUAGUGGGUUGUCAGGGCACAUGUCCUACGUGUGUAUGGGCACCCAUGUUGUGCGCCCAUGCGUGAAUGAGUGUGUAGCUCCCCCUUUCUGGUCUAACUGUGGGGAGAUCUGAAUCUGGGGCCAUUUGAAAGCAAAAACAAACCACUGUCUCUGCUUCUGAAACGGGAAUCAGUAACUCUUUGCAUUUUCUGUCCCACAAGAUAUGCAAAAACAAUGCAAUAAUAUUCAUUUUAAAAAUACAAUUGUGAGUUGUGUUGGCAUUAAAACUGUAUGUAAAAAAAAAACACAGAGAAAUUUAAGGGAAAAACUCAAGAAGGCGUUUUGCUUCGAUAUAUUCCGUGUAAUGUUUUAUUGCAUUGAUAAUGUUUCUGUUGAAGAAACUGCUAUACUUGAAUUCAGGUCAGUUUCAGUAUUUUACAAAUAUUUUUUUAAAACUGAAUUGCAAUUGUGCCAAGCGAACAUAAUGAAUUGAAUUAAGUUUGUUUUUGAAUUCACUUCUUGUAUAUUUUGCUGCAUGUAAGUAAAUCAUUUUGUAUUUGGAGUGUGACAAGCUUUACCCUUUAACUCUGGAGUGCUUUUCUAUAUGUGGUUGGGGGAAAGGGAACGAAUAUUCUUUUAAUUUGUACAAUGAGUAAAGGUAUCACCAGUGUAAAUCAUUACUCUGCAAUCCACAAACAGGUUUGGACAAUACUGUUUUGCAUAUCUUGUGUUCGCUUCCGUUUCCCUCAAUUUCUCCAAAACUCUAUGAUAAGUAUAUUCAUACUACAUCUUGCUUUGAGAGACCAGGACAUGUCUAAUUCCUGUCUUCAUUCUAUCCACUCUGCUCCAGUUUUCUGAUUUGGACUUUCUCUAGGGACAGUCCUUCACCAUGACGGGACAUCACCGGGCUGGCAUCAGGAUCCCCCAUGGGAGAGGUGGCUGGCUUUGCUGUUCCACCGCACAAAGUUUCCUCAGUGGUUCUCUCAGGAAAGUGUUCAGUGACUUGAGAGGAUGGAGCUAGAGCCGGGCUGGUUGGAGGGAGGGAGUCCUCCCCUUGGCAACUGCUCUACCCAAACUCAGAUGGCAGGGGCCGGAAAACAGCGACCAGGUAAAAUCUUUGUCCAUCCAAAAGUCAGCUCUGUGUUGUUCGCUUCAUCUCUUCCUCGCUCUGGAGCAGGAUUUCCUCCAGACCUACCCUAGUGUGUGUGGCAGCCAUGGAGGGGACCAGGGCCACCAGGGAGGAAGUGUCAGGAGUUCACAGUGAUCGUGGAACCAGAGACUUUGCGGGAGCAUCUCUUAGGCCCAUAUGCAUCUACCUAGAAUAUCAUCCUGUCAGUGCUGUUUCCUUCAGAUAGAUUUCAACAGUGAUGGUUGAAAAGGAAGUGAUGUGGGGAAAACAGGACCCAACCGUUCAUCCAGGAUUUACCUAUUGAAUGUCUUCUGGGCCCAGGUGCUCUCCUUAUAUGAGCAGCCUAGACAUUAAAGUUGGAGAAAGUCCAUUUCUCAGUGAAGAUGAGUUUCACUUUCAAGGAUUGAUUCAUGAAAAAGUGGAGAAAUGUGCUGGAUACUCCCAGGUUAGCUGACAGUCUAGAAGCAGAAGGGUUUCUUCCUGUUUCUCCAAGCCCAACCCAUCCAAUCUUUUUUGGUUUGUUUUCAGUGCUGUGGAGGCCUUCUAGAAAUUACAGUUAGGUACCACCCUUUGUCUAGUUUCCCAAGGUAUCUGCCACUGUGCUGCUAAGAUUUUAGUUAUAAGAGAGAGGGGAGCCCUUUUGUAUUAAUACCUGGUUCUUGCUGUACAUUUGGGCCCUGGAUAGAAAUUUGGGAUCUUAAUUGACCACAUGCACACAAACACACACAACACACUCACACACUCACUCAGCCUUCCUGCUGUUUCUUUUUUCCUUUUGGACUUCUUCUGCAUCACCAAAUCUCAUUGGCCAGCUGCAGAGGCUGUCUCGAGCCAUGGGGUCUUUCUAGCAUGACCUCAUGGUCACUUGGUAAAAGGCUGACAUAAAAUACUUGUCAUCAUGACAGACUGGUUAAGUCCGUCAUGAAAUCAUGAACCUCAUCCAUUAAGUGACGCUCACUUAGAGCAGAACUUGCCCCAUCACCUUGUAAAACAUAACUCAGAUCCUCUAAGAACCCAUGAGGGGCAGGAGAAAGCUGCUAAUGGCUGAGGACCAGCAGGACUGGAAGAAGCGCAGUGUAAGUUCGGGGGGUGGUGAACGUGACUUAUUUGUCCUCUGAAUGGCCCAGACUCUUAUUUCCAUACUUGGGCUUUUCAGUAAUUAGUUGUGUGUGUGAUUUUCAGUUGUCUCCUUUCUGCCUGUUUCUAGAAAGUUCUUUUUGGUCUUGAACAGAAAGAGAAUGUUCUCCUAGGUUUUGGCUUGAUCCAUGAUUUUUUCUCUGCUUUGCUUCAGAGGCUGUUACUUAUAGUUCCUCCUCUCACCUUCUAAGUCUGACAGGCUGCCCUCUGCCUGGGAGGUCCAAGGACAAAGGGACAAGGCUUCCUUCUUCUGUCUUUCUCCUGUGACACUGCUUCCAAAUCUCAAGGGCUUGUCUGAAGUGAAACUAUCAUUUUCUCACAGCCAUUUUCCUUCCAGAACUUCUGAUCAUUCACCUAAAGAUAGCAAGGCAACCACAGGAGAAGUGUACCUUUCAAUGCUAAGGUAAAUAUCUUUCUGAGAAAUAAGAACACCCUGAAAAUGAAGAGUUUGGAAGUUGUCGAAACGGUUUCAUGGAGGCCAGUUGAUGCAUGCCCAUCAUUCCUAGGACAUAUAGCAAGAACCUAGUUUAGGAAUACAGAAUGCCCCUGGUAGUCAGGUUUUUAGCCUCAUGAAAGCACAAUUAUAAAUGUUGCUAAGGAGUAUGAAAGCAUCUCUGUCCUGAGGGACUUAGAAAAAAAAGAAAUAUCAUUGUCUAAGAGUUAGAAACCAUUUAGUAAAGAGGCCAGAAAAGGGCAAUCUGGUUUCAAGAAAACCCAUUUAAGCCCCAAGUUAGUAAAAACAAAACAAAACAAAACAAAAAAAACCUCACUGAUAAGAGUACAGGCAAGUUCUAUUUUUUUAAAGACAUGGCUCUGGUCAGGGGACAGUAUUGGCCAACUCAAAGGGCAGGUCUCAACCUUUUAUGCACCUGUUCCCAUUAUGUGGAAAGAAGUGUCCAGUUCAACCACGUAUAAAGGCCAGUACAGGGGAAAGUCUGAUGCGUCAAGGAUCACCUUUAGAAAAAGAGAAAACUAAAAUUUCCAUCUGGCAUUGUUUUACCAGACAAACUCUUUGGCUAGAUGUGGGGUAUCUGCCACCCUAUCUUUCCUCUCUGCUGGUGUCCCUCCCCUUGUAUUAGCCAGCAUGCCACUUAAAACAGGCUCUGGUCAGUUGGAAGGUAUGAAGGGAGGCCUAAUGUCACUUACAGCGAAGCUCCUGGUCAUCACACCUGAGUUCCCCAUCAGUUCCCUCUGAGGAGACACAAGGAAAAGAGACAAGAGAGCAUAGCAUCCUACAACUGUCGGGGAAGGGCUCUUCCCCUCCCCCAAGCCUUUCUCUCCAUUCCAGACUCCUGCCCACCCUCCUUUGUCCUCAGCCUCCCCCCCCCACUCCGUCUACUCAACAGAAGAGUUGAGAGGAGUCCAAUGAGCAGAUUCUUCCAUAAUUUCUUUGUGAAACUAGUUCUGGUUUUAACUUUAUUUCAAAGCAAUGAAACUUUGCUCUGGAGCCAGACAUCGAUAGAACAGGUGGUUUCUGCCAGACUUCCACAUGGUUGGGGAGACACUGGAACACCACACACAUACACACUUCCUUAAGAAACAGGUGCUAGUGAAGAGGUUGAGCUUUACACACAUGAUAGUGUCCUCCCAGAGGGCUCAGCACUGUGGAGAGAGAACCAGAGUAACUUCCCUGGGUAGAAAUAGUGCAAUCUGAACCUAUUAUUACUGUGAACUAAAUAUUACUUAUCUACACUGAGAAAUACUACUACUUCUAAAAUCAAGACCUUUCCCUCACACGAUUUUAAGGGGUUUGCUCCACAGCAGAUGCAGUGGUAUAGACUCUUCAGCUCUCCAGUAUCUAGGAAAGCCUUUUGAUGGGUCUCUGAAGGGGAAUUAGAGAUUGCCAGCUAAGUUGAACAAAUCGAUUCAACACUGAGAGUAAGUCAGAGUUGGGCCUGUCCACAAAAACCCCCUCAGUCUUUACUAAAUUGAGAAAUACAAGACACAGACGAGAUAAUUAAACAACAGCUUGAAAUGUCACAUCACCAGAGUCAAAUAUUCUCCCUUCAGAUCAGAUGCUGGCCUCUUCCCAGAGUGCUGUGCACUCUCUUUUGGGGGGCAUCCCAUGCAUUCCAUUUCCCAGAAUCUAAAAUGACUUGCAUAAGUUUCCUAGAAAGGGCAGCAUGACAUUUAAUCUACCGUAAAUCAGACAUUUACUACAUAUUUGCCAUCCCCAAAUCACUCAUGUACCUCAUACAUAAGGAAAUAUGUUACCUAGAUCAUUAUCAGAAAAAUCUCUUGGUGGAAGAGGUUGUACAUCUUAAGGGAGGGUGAUUUCUAUGUGAAGAACUGUGGAAAUGGACAGGAUGGUUCCUAUUUGCAGCUUAAGCCUGAAGAACUCUUGUUCCGAUAUGCUUGGAGCCCUGGAGUGUACAGGCAGGGGGAUGAGGAAGGCGAGGGUGAGUGGGCGCCAGCCUCAGCACGGAGUCACUGCCAAGGGAUGCCAAGGGCUGCAGGUUUCAGACCCCCUGCAUGAGGUCUCUCCUGAGCCCGCAACCAGGAAGGAAGAGAAGAGAAAGUUCCCUUCUGUAGAGUCACAGGAGGAAUAAAAGAGGACUGGUCACUGCGUCCUGUACCAAGCUCCCCCCCCCCCCACCGUAAGAUUUCCCAACAUGAAGAAACUAUAUCAAAGCUUAAAAGAAAAAAAACUUGGGAAAUCAAGGGUAGACAGUUGUAAACAGAUAACCCUGUGCAAAGGGCUCCUUCACAAGGCAACUCCAGCGACCCAGAUGCUAUGGGCUCUUUUAUGCUUGCACACAUCAUACCGUCCAUGCAUCAAGCUGCAUCACACUCCCCCAAGUUUGGAAUCCAUCUCUUGGUUUCUCAACUAGAUUAUGCACCACCCCAUAGCUGCUUCCUGCCCUGCCCAGAACAUGUGCUGUUCCCCCAGAGCCUCAUGGGAAUGAGGUCUAGCACCAAAUAGGCGUGGAUAUCAGAGGCAUAACCAAUUUGGACAAAUCUGUACUGGUAGUAGUUGAGAACAACCUGUAGAAAAACAGACAAGUUCGUUAAGAAAUUGGGUGAUGGGUCCCCUAGCUGGUGAAGCACCGAAUGUCCGUUACUCUCUUAAUCGUCCUGUUUUAAUACCUAUAGCAUCCAAGAAAAAUUCCCAUCCAUGUAAGAGGCUCCAGAUACAUCAUUCUCUCCUCAUGUCCUUCUGCUCAGGCCUGAGCCAAUCUGUAUCCUGCUUGUUCUCAGAGCUUCACAGAAAGAUGAGCGGUGCCUCCAUUGUCAUCCCACUGCCUGUCACCACCCCCCACACCCUUGCACACCCCACACCUUCCUCUCCAGGCUCCACGACUUCACGGUCUUACUGUUGUAAAUACUGUUGUACAGUUUGUAAUCAUCAAAUAAUCCCGUUGUCAAAGGCUGCGCCUUCUCACUCUUGAGAAAGGCCAGGGAAUCUAGAAGGGGUAACCUUUCAAGAAGAGCUUCAGGGUCAUCUCUGUGUGAGACGCUAUGUAUAUUCCUGUAAGAUUGCAUUUUUAUCUAAGGAAUGAUGUUAUUUAAAAAACAAACAAAAAAACAAAAAACAAGAAUUGCAAAUAAAUUUCUUAACAAUGUCUA